This is a messenger RNA of Aspergillus bombycis, 1602 nucleotides long. RefSeq names its product short-chain dehydrogenase. Lineage: Eukaryota; Fungi; Ascomycota; Eurotiomycetes; Eurotiales; Aspergillaceae. The record is from RefSeq and is a predicted model, not a curated record. Bases 1 to 1602 code for a protein of 533 amino acids. The transcript is spliced from 6 exons.
AUGGGUAUGGAAUUUGUCUUUAUAAAUGUCAAGGAGCCGAAGGAUGCUCUUCAGCUCGCGAAGGAGCCCGAAAUCCGAUCUCAUGUGGCUCGGUACCAGUGGAAGCAAGUCGAGAAUCGCCCAUCUCUCAAGCGAAAGAGAAAUACGGUGGUAUCGGUCUGCAUGAGCAUAGACUGUUGCUCAACCUGGCAAUCACGAAGCGAUUCCAAGGCCGACUCUCCCGACAGUACGUCCUCCACCGUCUCCAUUCCUCUGCAGUUGGGAGGCCUGCGAGACGACCCUUUUCGGUCCUAUCCAGUCGGUUUCAAGUCAUUCAUGCCGGUGUUCGUGGAUCACUACCUGGUGCAUAUGGCUGUGGACAUCCCCGAGCUCGAUCAACCCGGGAACAAGGGCCUUCUGAGAACCAGCUGGUUCCCUUUGGUGAUGACCGAGCCCUCCCUGUUCCUAGUCAUCAUGCUGCUCGCAGCAUCCCAUUAUGCCUCUGUGAGCGAGUAUGCCGCAGACAUGAAAGUGGACCUCCUCACUCUUCGUUGUGAAGCCAUCCAAGCGAUCAACGAUGCCUUGAAGUAUCAACCACCGGACCGGGUCAGUGACGCACUGGUAGGCGCGAUUGCGAAGAUGGGAAGUUAUGAAGCGAUGUACGGGAACAUGGCGAGUUAUAGCGUGCACAUGAGAGGACUGACCCGGGCGGUUGGGUUACGUGGCGGUCUAUCGGCUCUCGGUCUGAACGGAUUACUCCGACGGAUGGUAGUCUGGAUCGACCGUAAUGCUGCCUUCCUGCACGGAUCGGCGCUCUAUUACCCUGGCGCUACCUUUGCGCCGGGUCAAGCGCUCCCGGAGCCCAAUCCUGGUCAUUUCCUUGCAUCUUCUUGCCUCAUCACCGGCGGCGUCAAGAACCUCGGUGCCGCCGCGGCCCGCGAGCUGGCCAGCUCCGGCGCAAACCUCGCCCUCCACUACCACUCCGACAGCAGCAAGAACGAUGCCACAGCACUGGAGGCCGAGCUGAAGAAGUCCUACCCCAGCAUCAAGGUUGCGUUCUAUCAGGGCAACCUGACCUCCGCCGGAGCCGUGACGAAGCUCUUCCAGGAUGCGCUGAAGGACUUCGGCAAGAUUGAUAUCGUCGUCAACACGGUGGGCAAGGUGCUGAAGAAGCCUAUUACUGAGAUUACGGAGGAGGAGUAUGAUACUAUGUUUGCGAUCAACUCCAAGACGGCAUUCUUCGUUCUCAAAGAAGCCGCCGCGCACGUCACGGACGGAGGCAAGAUCAUCACUAUCGUCACUGCCCUCCUCGGUGCUUUCACGGGAUACUAUACUUCCUACGCUGGUAGCAAGGCUCCUGUCGAGCAUUUCACUCGAGGCGUCUGCAAGGAACUCCAAUCCCGCCGGAUCAGUGUCAACAACAUUGCCCCGGGACCAAUGGACACCCCUUUCUUCUACCCCCAGGAAUCCCCCGAGGCUGUCGCGUUCCACAAGUCCAAUGGUAUGGGCAACCGUCUGACGAUGGUCGAGGAUAUCGCUCCAAUUGUUCGGUUCCUCUGCACGGAGGGCGCCUGGAUCACUGGCCAGACCAUCUUCGCCAACGGUGGAUAUACUACUCGCUAA